AUGGAAGAGCUCGCUGGUAGCAACGUGGCAAAGUACGAGGACAUUGAGGGGAUCCGCACUCAAAAUGAAUUCGGAAAAUUUCUUAGAGAUUAUGCCGACGAGACCGGAGUGCACGUUUAUCAAAAAGCGUCGAUCGGUCUUUUGGAACCGGAAAGGAACACGAUUUUCAUUGACCUUGCGCACGUGCAUCAAUUCAGCGCCAGUCUCUACACGGCCAUCUCGCUGCAUUAUUAUCGACUCUAUCCCUACAUUUGCUCGGCUCUCCAAUUAAUGGUUCUUGAUGGAUGCUCAAACAGCGAUCAUCGACAACGAUUGCACAAGAAACAACUGCAUGUGGCUUUUAACAACCACUCAACCAAUUCAAAGAUUCGCGAGUUGACGGCUGAAAGUGUCGGAUGUUUGGUGCAGAUUCGUGGGCAGGUGAUUCGGACGCAUCCUGUUCACCCAGAGCUUUCUCAAGCAACAUUCGUCUGUGAUGAAUGUGGAGUCACCAUUCGGGAUGUGAAACAGCAAUUCCGCUAUACUCAGCCAUCGAAGUGCACGAAUGCUCAUUGUCUGAACCGAGUGCGAUUCAGUUUAGAUGUUGAUGACUCGUCUUUUGUUGAUUUUCAAAAGAUCAGAAUUCAGGAGCAAGCGGAUGAGCUUCCACGUGGGUCAAUUCCUCGAGCACUCGAUGUUAUAGUCAGAGGAGAACUGGUUGAGCGUGUGCAACCCGGAGACCGGAUUACGCUUACUGGGACGCUGAUGGCUAUUCCUGAUGUUGGAAUGUUUUCCACUCCUGGAAUGCGCGCUGACCCAGGGAAAGGAGCUAAAGCAAAACUUGAUGAGGGUGGAAUUGGUGGAUUGAAGUCUCUUGGAGUUCGCGAGCUCACCUAUAGGCUCUCGUUUUUGUGCUCAAACCUGCAGAACAGCGCCACGACGUUUGGUGGACAAGAACUGGCUGACUCUGUGGAUCACUUCGCUCUCUGGCAAAGCAUGACUCAUGAUGAGCAAAAGAUUUUAAAGGCAAUGAGUGAAGAUCGAGAUAUCGAGAAAAAUUUGACGGAUAGUAUCUUCCCAAAUAUUUAUGGAGGUGAUGAGAUUAAAGUCGGUGUGUUAUUGAUGCUGUUUGGUGGUGUUGGCAAACGGGCAGGCAAAGAGGGAACAACUCUUCGUGGUGAUAUCAAUGUUUGUCUUGUCGGUGAUCCUUCUACCGCAAAAUCACAAGUUCUGAAACGUGUUGAGGAGUUCUCUCCGCGUGCAGUUUACACCUCUGGAAAAGCCUCUUCGGCAGCUGGUUUGACUGCCGCUGUUGUGAAAGAUGAAGAAUCUAUGGACUUUGUCAUCGAAGCUGGUGCCUUGAUGUUGGCUGAUAAUGGUGUAUGCUGCAUUGACGAAUUUGACAAGAUGGAUCCGAAAGAUCAAGUGGCUAUUCAUGAGGCGAUGGAACAACAAACGAUCUCAAUCACAAAGGCUGGAGUUAAAGCGACUUUGAAUGCUCGAGCGUCAAUUCUUGCUGCUGCCAAUCCUAUUGGUGGCCGUUAUGACAGAUCUCGGUCUUUGAAGCACAAUAUUCAACUUUCUGCUCCAAUUAUGAGUCGUUUUGAUUUGUUCUUUGUAUUGAUCGACGAGUGCAACGAGGUCAUCGAUUUUGCCAUUGCUCGUCGCAUUCUCGACAAUCAUCGCAACAUUCGUGGACAAAAGCUACGUGAAACUCCUUAUCCGGAAGACGAUGUCAAGAAAUAUAUUGCAUUUGCUCGUUGCUUUAAACCAAAGAUCAACCCUGCAGCGGCAGAGACCCUUGUUGCUAGCUACAAGAAGCUUAGACUACAGGACAGCAACAAUGCAGCGACUUCUUCAUGGAGAAUCACCGUGCGACAGCUCGAAUCAUUGGUUCGUCUCUCCGAAGCACUUGCCCGUCUUAAAUGCUCUUCCGAGGUCACUCCGGCACACGUAAAUCGAGCAGCCCAGCUUCUCAUGAAAUCAAUUGUUCGUGUCGAGCAGCCAGACGUGCUUUUGGAUGAAGAAAUGGAACAAAUUGAUGAAUUCUUUGUCAAUGAACAAGGACAGGGUGAUGAAAAUAUGGACACAAACGUUCCACCAGUUGAACCAGAGAUCAAUAAACAUCAGAUUGACCCAUCAAAGCUCAAAAUUCGUUACGAUGUGUUUAAACAUAUCGCUGACAUGUUGGUACUUCACAUGCAAUCUGAUCAAGAAACGGCUUCUUCGGAAGAGGAAUGGUCUGGUGUGAAAUCGAGUCAACUUGUUGAAUGGUAUUUGUCUGUGCUUGAGUCCGAAAUCGAGACAGAAGAACAAUAUCACGAGCAAAAGACAAUUUGCGAGAGGGUGAUUCGUCGUUUGACCGCCGAUCGUAUCCUCGUCGAGCUGGAGCCCGGUGAGAAUCCUGUGCUGAUUGUGCAUCCAAAUUACGUUGUCGAGAUGCAA
Molecule: messenger RNA, 2424 nt
Organism: Mesorhabditis belari
Lineage: Eukaryota; Metazoa; Nematoda; Chromadorea; Rhabditida; Rhabditidae
Source: the annotation of a GenBank genome assembly